GACUGCUGCUGUGUGUUCGAUGGUUGGCAAUUUCUUUACGUCGCGGAAGAAUGGCGGAUGCACCAAAGGAAACAGCUCCUCCAGCUAAGAAGCUGCCGGCAGUACCGGAAUCGGUACUUAAGAGGAGGAAGACUCGUGUAGCUGUGAAAGCUGCGCGUCUUCAAGUAGCUCUCAAGAGACGUGCAAGUCAGUAUAAGAAGAGGAAAGAAAUUUUCAAGAGAGCAGAAAAAUAUGUCAGAGAAUACAGAAGGAAGGAGCGAGAUGAAAUCAGAUUGAUGAGACAGGCUAAGAAUCGUGGAAACUAUUAUAUCCCUGGAGAAGCACGCCUUGCUUUUGUUAUCCGUAUUCGGGGUGUGAACCAAGUUGCUCCAAAAGUACGUAAAGUACUUCAACUAUUCCGUCUCAAACAGAUCAAUAAUGGCGUAUUCAUGAAAUUAAACAAAGCAACUAUUAACAUGCUCCGUAUUGUUGAGCCUUAUAUCACUUGGGGAUAUCCAAACCUGAAGUCAGUCAGAGAGUUGAUUUAUAAGAGAGGAUUUGCUAAGAUCAAUAGGCAACGUAUUCCUAUUACCAGCAAUGCUGUUAUUGAGAAAAAACUUGGCCGCUUUGGUAUUAUUUGUGUGGAAGAUUUAAUCCAUGAGAUAUUCACAGUAGGAUCAAAGUUCAAGUUUGCAAGCAAUUUCCUGUGGCCAUUCAAGCUUAACACACCCACUGGUGGAUGGCGUAAGAAGACUAACCACUAUGUUGAAGGUGGUGAUUUUGGAAACCGUGAAGAUAAAAUCAAUGAGCUCCUCAGGAGAAUGGUUUAAAUUUAUAACAAUCUUGAUAAAUAAAUGUUUAAAUACAACAAGUUA
Molecule: messenger RNA, 854 nt
Organism: Megachile rotundata (alfalfa leafcutting bee)
Lineage: Eukaryota; Metazoa; Arthropoda; Insecta; Hymenoptera; Megachilidae
Gene: RpL7
Product: ribosomal protein L7
Biological process (GO): maturation of LSU-rRNA from tricistronic rRNA transcript (SSU-rRNA, 5.8S rRNA, LSU-rRNA)
Cellular component (GO): cytosolic large ribosomal subunit
Molecular function (GO): structural constituent of ribosome; RNA binding
Source: RefSeq, a predicted model, not a curated record